Molecule: messenger RNA, 7076 nt
Organism: Thamnophis sirtalis
Lineage: Eukaryota; Metazoa; Chordata; Lepidosauria; Squamata; Natricidae
Source: RefSeq, a predicted model, not a curated record
CAAUGUGACUACUUUUUUUUCCAGAAGUAAAUGAAUAUUCAGGAUGGCACCUAUUUUGGAGUGGAAGAAAAUUAUGAGAGUAGAUCCUGAUGCUUUGCCUCGUCAGGAGGACCUAGCAGAUAGUUUGCUUGAGACUGUGGCCAAGGUUGAUGGUAAUGCUUUGAAAGAUGAGACUUCUUCACAUUUAAUUCAACUUUUUAAAAUUUCUCAAUCACUAAUGAAGAUGAAAAACCAAGAAGUAGAACUGGCUCUGGAAGAAGUUGAGAAAGCUGGAGAAGAGCAAGCUAAAUUUGAAAAUCAAUUAAAAACUAAGGUGAUGAAACUAGAAAAAGAAUUAGAGAUAGCACAGCGAUCCACUGGAAGCCGUGAUACUCGAUUUCUGCGUGAUGAAAUUCGCCAAUUGGAAAAACAGUUGUCACAAAAAGACAGAGAAUUAGCAGACAUGGAAAAAGACCUAGACAAAGAGAAGAAAGUUAAUGAACAGCUUACUCUUCGAAAUGAAGAAACAGAAAAUGAAAACAGCAAAUUAAGAAGAGAGAAUGAGCAGCUUCAUCAGGAUGUUAUUGACUAUCAGAGACAAUUAGAAACACAAAAGGAAACACUUCUAUCAAGAAGAGGAGAAGACUCAGAUUACAGAUCACAGUUAUCAAAAAAGAAUUUUGAGCUUGUUCAAUACCUAGACGAAAUUCAGAAUUUGACAGAAGCUAAUGAAAAGUUAGAAGGACAAAACAAGGAAAUGAGGAAGAAUUUAGAAGAAUCUGUGCAAGAAAUGGAGAAUAUGACUGAUGAAUACAAUAAAAUGAAAUUUAUGGUGCAACAGUCUGAUAUUGCCAUGGACCAGCUAAGAAAGGAAAAAGAGCAAUAUAGACUACAGGUGCAUGAGCUGACAGACCAACUUAAAGCAAAGAAUGAAGAGGAUGAUCCACUUAUGAUAGCUGUAAAUGAAAAAGUGGAGGAGUGGAAGAGAAUUUUGGCUUCCAAAGAUGAUGAAAUAAUUGAAUAUCAGGAAAUGUUGUUGACUCUGAAAGAGAAGCUGAAAAUGGCCCAGUUGGAUUCUGACAAGAGCAAUGUUCUUGCCCUCCAGCAGGGUGUGCAAGAAAGAGACAGUCAGAUCAAAUUGCUCACUGAACAGAUUGAACAAUAUACAAAGGAGAUGGAGAAAAAUGUAUUGAUCAUUGAGGAUAUGAAAAGAGAACUCCAGAAAGAUAAAAGCCGGCUAUCGAUUAGUCAACAGGAUCUUUUUGGGGAAAUGCAAGGAAAGUUACAGAUGCUGGAAGAGAAAGUCAAGGAUAGUGAAAGGACAGCAGAACUUGCAGAAGCAGAUGCAAGAGAAAAAGACAAAGAACUUAUUGAAACUCUGAAGCGAGUGAAAGAUUAUGAAACUGGAAUAUAUGGCCUGGAAGAUGCUGUUGCUGAAAUAAAAGGUUUAAAAAAGCAACUCAAAAUAAGAAAUAGUGAAAUUGAAACAUUAAUUAAAGAAGUUAAUAAACUUGCAUUUAAAAUCAAUGAUCUUCUUGAUGAAAAUGAAGAUCUUCGGGAACAACUAGGGCUUGAUCCAAAAACAAUGAUUGAUUUAACUGAGCUGAAAAAUAGCAAAGCAUUAAAGCAACAACAAUACAAGGCUGAAAAUCAAGUCCUGCUGAAAGAGAUUGAAACAUUAGAAGAAGAAAGAGUUACUCUGAAACAACAGAUCCGUAAAUUAGCUCAGGAGAAAGGAAGAAAAGCUGCAAUUUUAGGACUGGACACAGAUGAUCUACAGCUGAUUGAUAAUUUCACUGAAGAUUUAAAGAUGAAAAGAGAGAGAUCUGAGUUAAUGAGUACAUCUAACUUUGAUAAACUUAAAACCAAGGAAAUGGCAACUUUCAAGAUAGCAGCAUUGCAAAAAGCAUUGGAUGAUAGUGUACCUCUAAAUGACCUUGAAAUGGCUAAUAAACAAUAUAAUGACUUAACUGCUAAAUACAGGGAUAUGCUUCAAAAAGAUAACUUGCUUAUUCAAAGAACAAACAAUAUGGAGCACCUAGAGCAUGAGAACACAUCUCUGAAAAAUCAGAUAGAAUCUUUAAAUAAGGAAUUAGAAAUUACAAAAGAGAAACUUCAUACAAUUGAACAAGCCUGGGAACAAACAGUGAAACUUGGAGACAAUACUACAGACAAAGCUACAAAAGCAAUAACCAACAGUGAGAUUGUUUCUAUUUCUAAGAAAAUUACUAUGCUUGAAAUGAAGGAAUUAAAUGAACGACAGAGAGCGGAGCAUUGUCAGAGAAUGUAUGAACACCUACGAAAUACAUUAAAACAAGCAGAAGAACGUAACAUUGAACUGGAAGCAAAAUUUGCUGAGCUUACAAAAAUCAACUUUGAAGCACAGAAGGUAGAACAAUCUUUGCGAGAUGAACUGUCAAACAGUGUGAGUAAAGGAAUAAGUGAGGUGGAUAAACGUCGAAUAAUGGAGCUAGAGAAAAGUGAAACUGAACUCAAGAUUGAGAUAUCAAAGUUAAAGGAGCUUUCUGAUAUUGCUAAGACACAAGUUACUGCACUGGAGAAUCGGCAACAAUCCAGAGAUAAAGAAGUGGAAUCACUCAGAAUGCAGAUUUUGGACUAUCAGGUACAAUCAGAUGAAAAAACACUUAUUGCAAAAUUACAUCAGCAUAUUGUGGCUCUUCAGGUUAGUGAGGCUACAGCUAUAACUAAGUUGGCAGCUGCAACAUCAAAACUUCAGAACACAGAGAUCACUAACAUGCGCUUAGAGCAAAAAUUGGAUGACAAAGAGCAAGCAUUAUAUUAUGCAAGACUCGAAGGAAAAAAUAGAGUCAAACAUUUACGCCAAACCAUUCAGUCAUUACGGAGGCAAUUUAGUGGUGCUUUGCCCCUAGCUCAACAGGAGAAGUUCUCCAAGACUAUGAUUCAACUGCAGAAUGACAAACUUAAAACUAUGGAAGAUAUCCAGCAAGCUCAGCAGGAACGUCGAAAUGCAGAGAACAGAGCAGUGGAGUUGGAGAUGAAAUUAAAAGGAAUAGAAGAACUAGUAGCCACUUUAAAAGACGCAAGAGGAGCACAAAAGGUAAUUGAGUGGCAUGUAAAAAUUGAAGAACUUCGCCUCCAAGAACUUAAACUAAAUCGUGAAUUAUCCAGGAAAAAUGAGGAGAUUAAAUAUUUAAAAAAUAUCCUCUCUGAAUAUGAAGAGACAAUCAAUCAUUUGGAAGAAGAAAUUGUUCAGCAGGGCCAGUUUCAUGAGGAGCGACAGAUGGCCUGGGAUAAAAGAGAAGUAGAAUUAGAACGUCAGCUGGAUAUAUAUGACAGUCAGAAACAGGACAUAUUAAGUACAGCUCAGAAGUUUAAUGAAGCUGCAGGUACAGUUCCAGAUCCUACCUUGUCUCUUCCACAUCAACUUGAGCAAGCUCUUAAAACAGUUAGAGAACAAAGUCGAACAAUUCUGGAAAUGCAAGCCACCUGCAAAUCUGUAGAAGAGAAGCUAAAAGAAAAAGAAGCCACUUUGUGGAAAGCAGAGCAAAACAUCCUGUUACGAGACAAAGUCAUAAAUGAACUAAGAUUGCAAUUGCCAGCAUCAUCUGAGAGAGAGAAAUUGGUAGCGCAGCUAGAUCAAAUUGAUGAUAAUACAAACCCCCAUGCUCUGAAAAUUGCACACCAGACCAUUGCAAAUAUGCAAGCAAGAUUAAAUCAGAAAGAAGAAAUUCUGAAAAAGUACCAACAUCUUUUGGCCAAAGCACGAGAGGAACAAGAAGAAAUUGCAAAGAAGCAUGAAGAGGACCUCAGAGUUCUGCAUCAGAAAUUAGAUGUACAUGUUGACAGUUCCUUUAAUAAAUUCAAGCAAACAGCUUUAGAGUUGAUUCAAAAGCCUUCUUUAGCUGUUCCGGCAAGUAAACAUUUAAUUCGGGUGGCAGAACUGGAACAAACUAUAGCAGAACAGGACAGCUCCCUUAAUUCUCUUCUCAGCAAAUUAAAGAAAACAUCAACUGAUUUGCAGAAGCAAAAGCAGAUAACUGCAGUAAAAAUCAAUGAGUUUGAUAACAUCAGGGCCCAGCUUGAGGAGAAGCAUCAGUGUAGAGUUAAAAAACUGCAAGAUGAAAUAGAAGACUUAAGGAGUUUAUUGUCAAAAAUGGGAAAAGAACUACUGAAUAUAAAAAGUGAAUUGGAGAUACAAAGACAAGCAAAUAACAGGUCUCCAACAACUACAAUGAAGAAUCUAGUGGAACGACUAAAGAAUCAGCUAGCUUUAAAAGAGAAGCAACAAAAAGCUUUGAGCAAGGCACUUCUGGAACUCCGAGCAGAAAUGACAGCAGCUGCAGAACAACAGAUCAUUUCUGUAGCAUCACAAAAGGAGGCACAUAUGAAUGUUCAGCAAAUUGUUGACAAGCACACAAAGGAAUUGAGGAGUCAGAUUGAAGAUUUGAAUGACCAAUUGUUGAAACUUAAAGAUGCUCUUAAAUUAAGCAAAAAUAAAGAGAAUUCUCUAUUAGAUGAUAUGGAUGAUUUAAAUCAAGAACUUCAGAAAAAAACGAAAGCCUACACUAAAGUUCUAAGGGAGAAAGAUGAUAUGGAAAAAGAUAAUGAAGAACUGAAAAAUCAGAAUAAAAGAUUAACCAGUUCAAUUCAGGGCAAGGCUGAUGAGCAAAUUCUAAUAGAUGAACUUCAAAGAAAAAUAAAAAGAAUGGAAACUGAGCUUGGAAAGAAGAGCGAUGAAUCAGAAAAAAAGAAUCCAAGAGAAGACAGGAUGUUGAAAAGCCCAAGGGAAGAAUUAAUUAAAUGGGAGGAAUGUAAAAAAUGGCAGACCAAAGCUGAUGGGAUGAGAAACAAGCUGAAAGAAAAAGAAAAGGAGAUAGAAUCCCUAAGCAAACAGCUUAACACAAUGAAGGAACUUUUUUCCAAGGCUGAAAAAGAAAAAAAUACUUUGCAGAAGAAACUCAAAAGCUGCAGUGUCACCGUUGAUCAUGUUAUGGGAGUCAGAGCAUCUGAAUCAGAGCGAGAAUUAGAAGAGCUUCGUAAACAAAAUAUGGAUCUGGAGAAUGAAGUUGUUCACCUGAAAACACAAUAUGCUGUCCCUCGGGAUGCUGUUGUAGAAGAUUUGCACUUAAAAAACAGAUAUCUACAAGAAAAACUACUAGUACUAGAGAAACAGCUUCCCCGAGACACAUGUUCAAGGCCAUCAACAUCAGGGAUAGGAUCAGAUGAUCAACAUCAAAAAGAACAAGAGCUUCAAAAGGAGAAUCUAAUAUUGUCAUCUGAAAAUAUGGAGUUACGAUUCCAGUUAGAACAAGCCAAUAAGGACUUGCCAAGAUUAAAGAAUCAAGUAGCUGAUUUAAAAGAAAUGUGUGAGCUCCUGAAGCGAGAAAAGGGAGAAGCUGAGCGGAAAUUAGGCAAUGUCAGAGGGGCUGGAAGGAGUGGGAAAACAAUUCCAGAAUUAGAAAAAACAAUUGGCUUGAUGAAAAAAGUUGUAGAGAGAGUCCAAAGAGAAAAUGAAGAGCUAAAAAGGGCCCCCGGAGUAGUCGCUAAUGAAAAAGUUGCCAGACUUGAGCAAGAAAAUGAGGACUUAAGGUCUGAAAUGGAAAAACUGAAACUUCACUUUGGAAGUGAACUAAGUGCACGAUAUGAAUUGAAGACUAAAGGCACAGAAAAAAUCAUUGCUGAAAAUGACAGAAUACGUAAAGAGCUGAAAAAGGAAGUAGAAAAUGCAGAAAAACUGCGAAUGGCAAAGAAUAACCUUGAAAUAAUAAAUGAGAAACUGAAUGUGGAAUUGGAAGAAACAACAAAGAAAUUAAACUUCGCAGAAAGCAGAAUCCCAAAACUUGAAGAUGCUGACACCAAGAAUUGGAAAUCCAUAGUUAUAACAAGGAUGUUUGAAAAUAAACUCAAAGAAAUGGAAUCUGAAAUUGCAAGAAAAAACCAAAUUAUUAGGGAUCUUAAACAGAAAUUACAAAAGCCAACUGAGAGUGCAGAUAAAAAUGAAAACUGUAUUGAAGACUAUCUUACAGAACAAGCUGAUGUCCUCAAAAGUGUUCCUGGGGGUACCAAAACAGAGCAAGAAUAUGUCAGAGAAAAUCAACUUCUCCGAUUACCUAAUGAUCAUUUGGAAAAGGAAAACGGAGAACUAAUUUACUUGAUGGAAUCUUCUCAAAAUCAAAGAAAACUUAAAGGAGAUGACCUUGCAGCUGAGAAGACUGUAAACUACAAACUAGUGGCAGAAGUAACAGGCCUCAAGACACAGCUUAAAUCUUCAGAUUUGGAACAGCAGCGACUUCAUGAAGAAAUCAGAAAACUUAAAAACGAAUUGGACCACUUUGAUCCAGCCUUUUUUGAGGAAAUCGAAGAUUUAAAAUAUAACUAUAAUGAAGAAGUUAAAAAGAACAUUGUUUUAGAAGAGAAAUUGAAAACACUUUCUGAAAAAUUUGGAGUUCAAAUAGACAUUCCAGGUAGAAUUUCUAUUGACUAAAUAAUACUUGAAGAAACAUUUCCAAGAAACUUGCCAAUACUGUGUAUUUAGAUAUAAAUGAAAUAUUUGACAUGGAAAAUGAAGACAAGCAUGCUGAGUGAGGUAUUUUCCCCACUUAUUUUAAAGUCAAUAAAAUGCAAGUUAUUUCUGCUGUAUGUAACUUUUACAGUUUCUUUCAAGUCUUAACAAAGUGCCUGCCUCAUUAAUCUGGUUUAUUACUUCCACUAGUUUAAAGACAAAAGUAAAAAAAGAUUAAAGGAAUUAUAAUAAUGUAAAAUUGCUAGUUUUUAAAUUGUGCUAAUUUAUUAAAAUAUUUAUUUUUCUAUGUUUGAAUAUAUGAAUUGUGACUAAAGCAAUAUACAACAUUCCUAAUUUAAAAUGUUUAAGACAAGUUAUAUUGAAUAAAAGUGUUACAAACUUCAAGAUCAUUUUUCAUUAGUUAGAUGAUCUUGAAUAAGAUAAAAUGCUACUUUGUUUUGACAGGAUUGGAGUUGUGCUUCAUUAUAUGUGUUCCAGAAAAUUAGAUGUUCUACGUCAGAUUUUAGGAGCCCAAAGGGGCCAUAGCAGAAUAAGUCACUGCAUUAGCAGAUAUCCGUUCAUGAUCCUAAUGUAAAUAAAGUUCUCCUACAAA